UUCAACCAGAGGGCUCUCAUUUGCAAUAGACAUCAUGGAAAGUGACAGAGAUAUGCCCGAGAGGCCGUGGGAUACCUGUAGAGAGGUCCCGGUCAUUGAAGAUGAACAGACGCCAUGGAAAAUGAUCAAACUACUAAAGAUCAUCACUCUCGCUGCCGUUGCUGUGCUUGUGUUUGGAUUGGCGCUAUGUAGCAAGGCUUCUUUCCUCCUCCUCAUCACCUUGUCCAAUGAAGGCACAAAGACCCUACCAGAUAACCAGAAACCUGUCGCUCUGCUAUGCAUCGGCUGCGCUCUCAUCGCCUCCAGUGUCUUUCUAUUUCUCAAAAGCAUCUGGAAGGCAUGCUACAAAACAUCAAAGCUGCCAAGAAAAACAACUAUAGCCCUGGUUCUGUUCUUUGAGUUCAUGGUGGCUCUGGGUGCAGCAAUUCUCACAAUCGUGGCAAUGCCACACUUGGACAUCGUGACCAACGUGACGAUCCUGAACGGUGUCGCCGUCCUCUCUGCGCUCCUACAGGUGGUCACUCAGUGCACUGCCAAAGAAAGGAACCGUUUCCUGGUGCCAUCCAUCACCGCCUUCAUCCUCAUUUUGCUCGGUUACGUCCUGUUCCUCUUCUUAUACAUCACGAAAGAUCCCACUAAUUCCAAGAUGGCCAUUUGGGUGGGUCUAGCUGUUGGUGGGUCCUUCUUGGUGUCUUUCAACUGGUGGGAGAACUACUUGAGACUGAUCAGCGAGAACAGUAGCUCCGUCUUCCUCAAAGAGCUGUGCAGAGAUGUGACAAAGUGCCAGAAUUUGCUGCACAUCCUCUCCAGCCUGCUCAGGAUCGCGGUGACCGCCUGCGUGCUCGGAGCCUACGUCCCUCUGGCCAAAAUGGACUGGGACGUAGUGACCUCCAUCCAGAGGCGGGAGACAAGGAUUAUAGCCAUCACCAUUGGGGUCCAGCUGAUCUCCUCUGCACUCUGCCACUGGUUUGCUCUUGCGGCCUGCAAGAUGCACGCCCUAAGACGAUGCUUCAUCCUGCCUUUGUACCUGGCCUCUCUGGCUGUCAUGGUUCUGCUCAUUGUCCCCGUUAUCGUUUACUAUCAGGACUACAGAACAGGUCUGAACAGGACUGCAACCAUCAACUUCACAGGCUACUGCAAUGUAGUUGUAGAUGGAAGAAACCACAGCUUGACCGGCAGUGUGUUCCCACAUCUGGUUUUGGAUGUUACACACACUCUGUGCUUCCUGGACAUGUCCAAGAUAUCUGACAUUGGCAUACUGACAGGUUCAGCAGUGUCCUGGUGGCUUGGUCUUUUGUUGGCCACCCUCCACCUGUUGUACCUCAACGUGUAUCGUAUCCAGAGGACCCAAGACCUGUUCAUGAGGAGGCUGUAUGAAGGAGCCUUUAUUGAGCAGUCACUGCUCCUCAACACCCGAUACGACAUCCAGAGCAAAACUAGGGUGAAGAAUUUUAGGGAACCUGAAUCAUCGAUGGUGUAUCUGUGUGCAACCAUGUGGCAUGAGACCUAUGAUGAGAUGAUGAACAUCAUUAUCUCGAUAUUCAGACUGGACAAGUACAGACCAAAGAAAGAGCCAAAGUUCAACGAUUUCACCUUUGAAGCCCAUAUCUACUUUGAUGACGCAUUCAUACAUGUUGAGGGGAGUCGGGGGCGUCACCUCAACAGCUACGCAAUGGACCUUGUGGAAAUCCUCAAAGAAGUUUAUGGCAUCUUCACAAACAUCGAUAAGAAGUUCUUCAGAAAGCAGCAGCAGAUCCCAGAUCAGAAGAUCAUAAGGACACCAUACGGAGGUCGUGUGGUGGUCACCAUGCCUCACGGGAACAAUAUCGUGGUUCACUUCAAGGACAAAGAACUCAUUCGUCACAAGAAGAGAUGGUCUCAGAUCAUGUACCUUAACUAUCUUCUGGGCUGGAAACUCAUGAGCAAAUAUUACACACGCUGGCAGAAGGGAGAGGACGAGAAGGCGCUGAGAGCAGCGGUCCAGAAAGAGAAGCACAACACCUACCUCCUGGCUUUAGAUGGGGACACAGACUUCCAGCCGGCUGCUGUGAUGUUGCUCAUCGACCGUCUGAAAAUGUACCCACGUGUCGGGGCAGCAUGUGGCAGGAUUCACCCCACUGGAUCAGGUCCUGCAGUGUGGUUUCAGAAGUUUGAGUACGCCGUCAGUCACUGGCUGCAGAAGACAGCGGAGCACGUGAUCGGCUGUGUGCUGUGCAGCCCCGGCUGCUUCAGCCUGUUCAGAGCAGAGGCGCUGAUGGACGACAAUGUGAUGAAGAAGUACUCCACCAAGUCCAUGGAGGCAAGGCACUACAUCCAGUACGACCAAGGUGAGGACCGCUGGCUGUGUACUCUGCUGCUUAAGCAGGGAUGGAGAGUGGAGUACAACGCAGCAUCUGAUGCUUACACCAAUGCACCUGAGGACUUCAAAGAACUCUACAACCAGCGUCGCCGAUGGGGACCAUCCACAAUGGCCAACGUGGUGGAUCUGCUGGGCGCCACCACCACAAUUUCCAAGAGGAACUCGUCCAUGUCCAAACCCUUCAUGUUCUACCAGCUCUUUGCCAUCACCUCAGCCAUCCUGGGCCCUGCCACCAUCUGCCUUUUGAUUGCAGGUAGUUUGUCUUUCAUCUUGGACAUUGAUGCCAACAAUGCCCUGGUCCUAGCUGUGAUACCGCCUCUCAUUUACCUGAUUCUUUGCUUCAAACUGAAGUCAGACACUCAGAUCACUAUUGCAGCAGUCUUGAGUAUCAUAUAUGCAUUCCUCAUGUUGGUGGUGACGAUGUCCAUUAUCGCCUCAAUGGUGAAGGAAAAAACCAUCCUGACACCUAGCAGCAUAUUCGUCAUCUCCAUGGCCAUCAUUUACAUCACCACUGCGAUAAUGCAUCCUCAGGAAAUCCAGCUGGUGUUCCACGGCUUUCUCUACAUUCUCUGCAUCCCCAGCGCCUACCUCCUGCUCACCAUCUACUCCAUGGUCAACAUGAACAACGUGUCCUGGGGCACCAGGGAGACAAAACCUGCCGCUGGAGCUGAAAAGCCUUCAGACACAACCCCGCAAACAAUAGCCCAGAAAGCCAAAAGCAUCCUCCAACGACUUUUCUGUUGGGCCAAAUGUUGUAAAAAAUCCAGCCGGAGAACAGGAGUUGGGCAGCUCAGUGUCAACCAAGAUAACCUGAUCCCAGAGUCCGCACAGUCUGAACCCCAGCCCCAAAACACUAUUGUGGAGGACAUAAGGAUCCCAGAGGAAGAACAAAGGCAAGUGGAGCCUGUUUUCAACUGUCCUGCCCAAAGUUGGGUCACACAACUACAGAAUGUGUCCAGUGACAUGCAACUGCAGGAGGACUCACUUGACCAGGAGGAGGAGAACUUCUGGAAAGAGCUACAGGUGAAGUACCUGAAACCUCUGGUUGAUGACAAAGAGAGACAGAAAAAGAUUGUCAAUGACCUGCGCGAGCUGAGAAACAAGAUAAACUUUGCUUUCUUCAUCUUGAAUGCCCUGUGGCUGGUGGCGACAUUUACCCUCCAGCGUUUCCAGGCAUUCUUAACCAUCAGGAUCCCAAAGGUCGACCUCAACCUUAAGGUCACUGGAGAAUUUGUAGCAGUCGAUCCCAUUUCCUUCAUGUUCAUUCUGGGAUUUGCCUCGUCGGUUAUAAUCCAGUUCUUGACUAUGUUUUACCACAGAAUCUACACUCUGAUUCAUUAUGUGGCCUUUCUGGACACACAGCCCAAAGAGCAAAAACCUGAAAAAGAAGAAUCAUACCUGCCAGGCAAAAAGGUCAACUCUGUGUCUAACGCUGACUCCAACCCCCAGGAGGAGUUGGAAUCUGAAGACAGUGAUGAUGAGUUGUACAACAGAACUCGUGAUGGAGGGACUAUGGUGUAAACACAGACUCUGUUCACAACCAACACUUUGUAGCACUUUGAAAUAUGUAUGUGAGAUUUUACUGAAAAUGUCUUUAUAUGUAUUAUUUAUGUUUUGUCAGUCAAAUCCAAUUUAUUUAUAAACCAAGUGUCACAAAGAGCUUUGCAGAAAACGAAUCACAUAUAUUCUAGAUGAAAUUAUUUAUAACAAAAAAACUCAUGGACAGAACAAGAACAAUACAGCCUCU
This is a messenger RNA of Siniperca chuatsi (mandarin fish), 4106 nucleotides long. Its product is annotated as chitin synthase chs-1-like. The record is from RefSeq and is a predicted model, not a curated record. The coding region runs from base 35 to 3880 and encodes 1281 amino acids. NCBI's taxonomy places the organism in Eukaryota, Metazoa, Chordata, Actinopteri, Centrarchiformes, Sinipercidae. Gene Ontology annotation, cellular component: cell septum; cell periphery. Gene Ontology annotation, molecular function: chitin synthase activity. The transcript is spliced from 22 exons.